Molecule: messenger RNA, 1681 nt
Organism: Limanda limanda (common dab)
Lineage: Eukaryota; Metazoa; Chordata; Actinopteri; Pleuronectiformes; Pleuronectidae
Product: kinesin-like protein KIF2A
Exons: 15
Coding region: 1-1662 (553 amino acids)
Biological process (GO): microtubule-based movement
Molecular function (GO): ATP binding; microtubule binding; microtubule motor activity
Source: RefSeq, a predicted model, not a curated record
AUGAGGAGGAAGUCGACUUGUGUGAAAGAGGUGGAGAAACUGCAGGAGAAGAGAGAGAGGCGUCGGCUUCAGCAACAGGAGCUCAGGGAGAGGAGAGCUCAGGAGGUGGAUACAACCAUUCCUAACUAUGAGAUCAUGUACAUGAUCCGAGAUUUCCGAGCCAGUCUAGACUGCCAGCCACUGACUGCAUCAGAUUUGAUUGAAGAGCACAGAAUAUGUGUUUGUGUGAGGAAACGUCCACUCAACAAAAAAGAAUUGUCCAGGAAGGAUUUGGAUGUGAUCACCAUCCCCAGUAAGGAUGUGGUGAUGGUGCAUGAACCGAAACAAAAAGUGGACCUGACUCGAUACCUGGAAAACCAGACAUUCCGCUUAGACUACGCUUUUGAUGAAAGCACCACCAACGAGAUGGUUUACAGGUUCACUGCCAGACCUCUAGUGGAGACCAUCUUUGAGAGAGGCAUGGCCACUUGCUUCGCCUACGGACAGACGGGCAGCGGAAAAACACACACUAUGGGUGGAGAUUUCUCUGGGAAGAACCAAAACUGCUCCAAAGGAAUUUAUGCUUUAGCUGCUCGGGAUGUAUUUCUCCUGUUGAAGAAACCAAACUACGAGAAAUUAGAUCUACAAGUGUAUGCAACCUUCUUUGAAAUCUACAUUGGAAAGGUGUUUGACCUGCUGAAUCGUAAAACUAAGCUGAGGGUGCUGGAGGAUGGCAAACAGCAGGUGCAGAUUGUGGGGCUUCAAGAGAAGGACGUGAAGUGCACAGAGGACGUCCUGAAACUGAUAGAAGUUGGAAACAGCUGCAGAACAUCAGGGCAGACAUCAGCCAACGCUCACUCAUCUCGCAGCCACGCCGUAUUCCAGAUAAUUCUUCGGAGGAAGGGCAAGAUGCACGGCAAGUUCUCCCUCAUCGACCUCGCAGGAAACGAGAGGGGCGCUGACACGUCGAGUGCUGACCGCCAGAUGCAACUGGAAGGAGCUGAGAUUAACAAAAGCCUGCUGGCACUGAAGGAGUGCAUCAGGGCUCUAGGCCUCAACAAGCCCCAUACUCCAUUUAGAGCCAGUAAGCUGACCCAGGUCCUGAGAGACUCCUUCAUUGGGGAAAAUUCACGCACAUGCAUGAUUGCAACAAUCUCUCCUGGUCUGACAUCCUGUGAAAAUACACUCAACACACUACGCUACGCUAACAGAGUCAAGGAGCUGACUGUGGACACCAACCAAGUGAUGGAGGGUGGUCGACCCAACAUCCACGCUGUCAAUCAGCUGGAUCUUUUAGAUGAGCAGUGGCUGAGUAUCCCGCCACAGAGAGACGACUUCAACCUGCUCUGUGAGCAGAAUGAGGAGGAGGUGUCUCCCCAGCUAUUUACCUUCCAUAGGGCCGUGUCUCAGGUAGUGGAGAUGGAGGUUCAGGUCCCAGAGGACCACCGAGCUGUUUUCCAGGAGUCGAUCCGGUGGCUGGAGAAUGAAAAGGAGCUGCUGGAGAUGACAGAGGAGGUGGAUUAUGAUGUUGAGUCGUACGCCACUCAGCUGGAGCAGAUCCUAGACCAGAAAAUAGAAAUCCUCAUCGAGCUCCGAGAUAAAGUGAAGUCAUUCCGCUCUACUUUCCAGGAGGAGGAGCAGGCCAGUAAGCAGAUCAAUCCCAAGAGGCCACGUGCUCUUUAGUGACUGGAGGCCGAAGAGA